Molecule: messenger RNA, 2556 nt
Organism: Blastomyces dermatitidis ER-3
Lineage: Eukaryota; Fungi; Ascomycota; Eurotiomycetes; Onygenales; Ajellomycetaceae
Product: sphingomyelinase
Exons: 1
Coding region: 195-1772 (525 amino acids)
Cellular component (GO): cytoplasm
Molecular function (GO): sphingomyelin phosphodiesterase activity
Source: RefSeq, a predicted model, not a curated record
CGGGCGCAUUCGUCCGAACGGAGUACCUCGAUGGCUUUGCAGUUUUACAAUCGCUGGCAAUUAUAUGACUGCACAGUAGGGAACUAUUCGAUCUUAUCUUGAAUUUGUGCUUUAUUGGAACUUCCCAUGUUUGUUUAUGCCGUCUCCAGAUUUGCCUGUUCCAGAAUUUAAACCGGCAUUUUCCAAUUUCCACGAUGCUCCCCGAGAACAGCGACGAGCUCCCAGAGAAGAUAAACAUCCUCACCCUGAACUGCUGGGGUCUUAAAUUUCUUUCCACAUACCGUCGCGAACGUCUUCUUGAGAUUGGGAAACGCAUAGCCCGCUCCGAUGAUCCGCCACACAUCGUUGGUCUACAAGAAUGCUGGACACAGGAGGACUACAGCAACAUCCGCAGAGAGACGCGGGAGAUCCUCCCAUACGGCAAGUUUUAUUUCAGCGGCAUAUUUGGCGGUGGUCUGGCUAUUCUCUCAAAAUGGCCCAUUGAAGAAAGUACCAUGUACGAAUAUCCGUUGAACGGUCGCCCUACUGCAUUCUUCCGGGGUGAUUGGUUUGUUGGCAAGGGGGUCGCAUGCGCUAGGAUCCGUAUUGGACCUUCGCCUACUGAUACUGCGGAAGUCUUCUGUACACAUCUUCAUGCGCCCUAUGAAAAGGAACCGCGAGAUUCCUAUCUCUGCCAUAGAACAGCGCAGGCGUGGGAAAUUGGCAAAUUAAUGAGGGCCGCUGCCGAAAGGGGGCAUCUGGUCAUCGGGCUAGGGGAUUUUAACAUGCUUCCACAAUCCUUUGCUCACCGACUCAUUACUUCGCAUGCACCAGUCAAGGAUGUAUGGAUCCAUCUACACCCGGACUCAUCUAUUGGCGCAGCGGUAGACGCCGUCGAAAUGGCCAGGAAGAAGCCGGUCCCAUCUGCUGAUUUCAAUAUCAUCGAAAACGGAGCUACGUGCGAUGGUAUUUUCAAUACGUGGCGCUGGAACAAAUCACAGCAAAAGAGGCUCAAGCGCGAAGGUCAUAUAGAAGUCGACGGCCAACUUCCUGACCCCCUCGGGAAACGUCUCGACUACAUAUUCAUCGGAGACGGCGCGUACAGCAACUUCUCCUCGCCUAGGAAAUGGACCAUUGUCUCCGCCCGUGUAUCCAUGAUGGAAAGACACCCAACCCUCCACUGCUCACUAAGCGACCAUUUCGGCGUAGAAGCCACAAUCACGCUAGAUGUAGCCAAAGACGACGAUAGCGAGGAAGACCUGUCUUCGUUCCUCCCCAUCCAAAAACACAUCGAGUCCAUCCGAUCCAGGUCCUCCGCGUGCAUAACCACACGCAUCACCGCAGAAAACGCCAGGGACCCAAACGCCAACCCGAAGUCGACCGCGAGUGCGGCCGUAGCCCACCAACAACAGCAGGUAACGCGCAUGGCAGGUAUGUACGACCAGAUCCUCCAUAUGAUAUCCGCCUACACCGGCCGAGAGCGAUUCCAGCGCCGUGCGCGCCUUGGCCACUUUAUUGUCUCCCUGGUCAUCACCAUCGCCUGCUUGGUUGGUGUAUGGUGGUCUCCGCACGCGUUUGUCUCGUUCAUUCUCUGCCUGGUUAGUUCCCUGAGCCUCGUCGCGGGGACCAUUGAUGGGUUGAUUGGCGGCUUGUUUGUGAGCAGUGAGUUACGGGCGCUUAAGGAGUUUGAGUGGGAGAUUCGGAAUGCGAGGAGGACUGUGUUGGGGUUGGGGUUGGAUAUUGAAGAGGAGCAUAGAUCGCCGAAACCGGUACAGAGAGGUUGGUGUCCCUGAGAGCUUUGGAAACGGAGCGGCGGAGGUUCUCUACUCCUUGUUUUCUUUCUUCGUCGUAUUUACCCUUUCUCAAAAACUUCUUUUUAAUAUUUUUGAUGGAUGAUAUUGAUCUAAUAUUUCCGUUUGAGUUUCAUGAGGAAUGUUGCCAUUACUUUUCGUAUAUGAUUAUAUGAUUAUGUGUUUUAUAUAUCAGAUUUCCUAAUUGCGGACGGAUGCAUUUCUAGUAUCCAACUGGACUGUGGGUGGGUGAUUAUGUGAGUCACGUUUUGUUUCUAGUUUUGGUCAUGUUUAUUUCCUAAGCCCCUCCCUAUAUACAAUUAACAAUUGGUGGGAAUACGAAAGGUGGGCACCUCUUGCGUUUAUCUAUUCUACAUUUAUUUUGUUAUGUGGGCAAUUUCGAUACUAUUGCAAGUUUUUGACUAUCAAUGUCCAAUGCACUCAUGUACAUACAUUAAUAUCACCUCCCUAAGGGGAGGGACGAAAUAUCUGCUUUAACGACAGUAAAGGGACUCUGUGCCGGCCCAUGAACAAGCAGACAAGCAUUUAAUACAUUUUUAUCCUCCCAUGACGUGUUCGCAUUAUUUUGGAAGACUCCUUCCGUUUCCACUUUCCCUUCGCCUCCAGCCCUUUUCAGGCUUUGAAGGUCAGAAAUCAAUACCCAUUCGGAUCAGCACACUCUCUCUUUCGCUCCUCGAAAACUUCCAGCGCAACCUCCGCUGCACGCACUCCACUGAGCAUCAUGGCCGAAAAGAUCGGGCCCAUACGGUGCCACCCGUCAACCUCA